Messenger RNA from Xylona heveae TC161, 1837 nucleotides. Its product is annotated as phenylalanyl-tRNA synthetase. Gene Ontology annotation, biological process: phenylalanyl-tRNA aminoacylation. NCBI's taxonomy places the organism in Eukaryota, Fungi, Ascomycota, Xylonomycetes, Xylonales, Xylonaceae. The record is from RefSeq and is a predicted model, not a curated record. Gene Ontology annotation, cellular component: mitochondrion; cytoplasm. The transcript is spliced from 2 exons. Bases 51 to 1697 code for a protein of 548 amino acids. Gene Ontology annotation, molecular function: tRNA binding; ATP binding; phenylalanine-tRNA ligase activity.
GCUUCAUCUGAGGGUCGGCUCGGCCUCAAUUGAAGCUACAUCUCUAAGGCAUGCGUCUGCUCGCAACGGGCAGGGCCUUUCGUGGCUUUAGCCAUGCCCUGACCCAAUCUCUACAGCCGUCACGCACGCUCAUCACAAGCACCGCUUCCUCUCGGCGGCCUUUGCUGCGGUGCAGCUAUACCCCAACUACCACCAGCAGCUCCUCCACCAGCUUCCCUCCGAUCCGAAAACUGGGCAUUAUUGCCAUUGGCGACAGAAAAUACCCUACAGACGAGUGGACCAAUGUUCCCAAACACAUCACCGAGGCCGUCACGCGCAAGCUGCACCUGCAACCCGAUCAUCCCAUCUGUCUGACGCGGAAAUUGAUCGAAUCUGCCUUCCCGCUGCCGCUUUGGAAAUACCACAACAAGCUCUUUCCCGUGGUGACGACCAAGCAAAACUUUGACUCGCUCAAUUUCCCCGUCGACCAUCCCGGCCGCAGCCGGACAGACACAUACUACAUCAACCGCAACACGGUGCUGCGAACACACACGAGUGCGCAUCAGGCAGACAUCUUCCAUGCCAAUCUCACAGACGGCUUCCUCAUCAGCGCCGACGUCUACCGCCGCGAUGCCAUUGACCGGAGCCAUUACCCCGUCUUCCACCAGAUGGAGGGCGCGCGCAUGUGGGACCGCAAGCGGGCACGACCGGGCGAAGACUUGUCCGAGAUGAUUUGGAAAGACUUUGAAGCUCUGCCGGACCCUGGCAUCAUCGUCGAAGACCCCAACCCGACGUUCGACCCCGUGCGCAACCCGCUGCAGGCCAAACAUCACAGCCCGGCCGAAUGCGAGGCCAUUGCCGCGCAUUUGAAGCGGUCAAUUGAAAUUGUCGUUGCAACGAUUUUCCGCGCCGCCAAAGAAGCUGCAGCAAACAACGCGUCUUCCUCCUCCUCAUCGUCCUCAUCCGAUCCCUCUGAUGACAACCCCUCCAUUACCGACGAACCGCUCAAAGUCCGCUGGAUCGAAGCCUAUUUCCCUUUCACCUCGCCAUCAUGGGAGCUCGAAGUUUUCUGGCAAGGCGACUGGCUCGAGCUUCUCGGCUGCGGUGUCGUGAACCAAAACAUUCCUUCCAACGCCGGCGUGCCCUCUCAAAUCGGAUGGGCGUUCGGCAUUGGUCUCGAGCGCAUCGCCAUGCUGUUGUACUCUAUCCCCGACAUUCGGCUAUUCUGGUCUCAGGACCCGCGGUUCUUGUCCCAGUUCUCCGCAAAGAAGCCAAUCGCUCCUUUUAUUCCGUUUUCAAAGUACCCAGCCUGCUACAAGGACGUGUCCUUUUGGCUGCCGCCAGCCACCGAGGUGGCCGAGGGAGCGGAAGCGGGAGCGGGAGCGGGAGAGGGAGAUGAUGCAGCCGCAACCAAAGACGUUGACGCCGCAGGCAGCAGCGCCGGCGGCAUGCCGAACCCGCACACAUCCUCUACUCAAGCCCCCACCGCCUUUCACGAAAACGACGUCAUGGAAAUCGUGCGCGACGUGGCCCAGGACCUCAUUGAAGAUGUCAAGCUCAUGGAUGAAUUCACGCACCCCAAGACCAACAGAAAGAGCAUGAUGUACAGGCUGAAUUACCGCAGUCUGGAACGCACUCUGACAAACCAGGAGGCGAAUGAGCUACAUAGCAAGGUGCAGGAUAAACUGGUUGAGAUUCUGGGCGUAGAGUUGCGAUAGAUUUUCGCAUUCAUUUGUAAAUUAGAUCGGAUUUUACUUUUUGAUGCUGUUAUCUCUUGGUCCCGAUGCGCGGCAUAUCUUGCUCUUGUCGCAUAUGUAGCCACGUCUGUUGUUACAUAUAGUCGGAUCUGUACGGUGUU